Messenger RNA from Aspergillus campestris IBT 28561, 1575 nucleotides. RefSeq lists its product as uncharacterized. Bases 1 to 1575 code for a protein of 524 amino acids. NCBI's taxonomy places the organism in Eukaryota, Fungi, Ascomycota, Eurotiomycetes, Eurotiales, Aspergillaceae. The record is from RefSeq and is a predicted model, not a curated record. The transcript is spliced from 2 exons.
AUGGUGCAAAAGGCCACCGCCGCCAUCGUCAUUCUCUCGUCGCUGAUUGCGUAUGUCACCGUCAACAGUGCGGUCCGCGCCGUCAACCCGCGCGCGUUUGUCUGGUCGGCCGAAGACAACGACGAGAAGCACUGGAUCGCGUCCUCCCCCUCCUGGCUGGACCGGAAAGCUUGUCGCUGGCUCGGCCUUUGUGGGACCGCUCAUUUCCACCCCGCUGGUCCCCGUUUCGGCCAGCGGGGUCCCCCCUCAGCGGAUGAGGAAGAAGACGCUGAGCCGUGGCGAUCGUAUUGGUGGAAUGGGACAGACGCUGUCGACGAGACGUGGGACGAGGCGGAACGCUCCCGUCGCCUCAUCCCCGACUAUGUCUUCCGGUAUGCGCCUCUCGUCCACCUGUUCUCGGACGAGCAAUUCUGGCCGGGCGAUAUCGCGGAGCAUCUCUACCACGUCACCCCGACGCUGAACUAUACUCCCAUUCAGUCCCAAGAGCAGCACCCCUCUCUGGAGGACCUGGAUGAGUUGAACCAGUGGCAGGAUGGGCAUCCUGUGUUCCUGACCAGCAAUGACAACGUGGAGGACCGUCCUCCCUGGAUGGAAGGCGAGAAGAAUAUCCCAAGAAGCCCCAGCGGUGAUGUCGAACAAUCUUGGGCGGAUUGGGAUGGCCGCGUUGACGGGGGAAUCCCGGACGAUACCCCUGAGGAGCGGGCGAAAUGGUAUGACGCGGCACAACUAGCGGACGAGGACCUCGACGGCAUGUCCCCGGAUGCGCUUGGCUACCCCCAGCCAGAAGACAUCCUCAAUUUCAAAGAUGACGAGAUUGUGCGUGAUGAGCUUCGAAAGCGGUAUGGCGGGGAACCAAUUCACGCCGAGACGUCCAAGGGCCGCAGUGAUGCACCGGCCAUCCUGCUGGUGAUGGACAAGGGAAGCGGCAUCAUCGAUGCCUUCUGGUUCUUUUUCUACAGCUUCAAUCUCGGGAAUGUGGUCCUGAACGUACGGUUUGGAAACCACAUUGGGGACUGGGAGCACUGUCUGGUCCGAUUCCACCACGGAAAGCCCAAGGCACUCUUCUUCAGCGCACACUCGGCAGGGGAGGCGUACAGCUACGAAGCCGUUGAGAAGAUCGGCGAACGGCCGGUCAUCUACUCCGCCGCGGGGACCCAUGCCAUGUAUGCCACCCCAGGCAUCCACUCCUACAUCUUGCCCUGGGGGCUACUCCACGACCGGACCGAUCGUGGGCCGCUGUGGGAUCCCCUUCUGAAUUCCCACUCGUACACGUAUGACUUUGGCGAAGAUGACUUGCGCGCUUCCACGGCCACCCCGUCUUCCCCGACGGGAUGGUUCUACUUCCAAGGCCACUGGGGUGAUAAGUUCUACCCGCUUGGUGACGAGCGACAAUAUCGGUUCGCAGGACAGUACCAUUACGUGAAUGGGCCCGUGGGGCCCCGGUUCAAGCACCUCAAUCGUCGCAGGGUCUGCCAGGGACCGGAUACGAGUCCAUGCGUGAUCAAGGAUUAUGUUGGGGAGCAUAAACGGGCCAAGCGUUGGGUCAACCCUGACCCCGCAGAAUACCUCUCAUAG